AUGUCCUUCGGCGGGUGGCUCGCGCAGGAGGCCCUGCACGCUGCGUCGCAGGGGGUGCUCCUGUGGGCGGCGCGGGCUGAGUGCCCGCCGUGCACCUGCAAGCCUUCGCUGGUGCCCUCGGGGACCUGGCCGCUGUCGGCCGUGCUGCUGGCCCUGGUCUGCGGGCUUAGGGCGGGCGCUGUCCCGGCGCGGGCGCUCACGCCCGCUGCGCCAGCCCGGGCGCCUGCCAGGGUCGAGAGGCCCAUUGACCCGACGUCCACGGCGGCCGCCGCCGCCGCGGGCCACCUCCUCGCCACCCUCGGGCUGGACGAGGGCGACUUCGUGCUGAUCGGGCACCAGGUCGGAGGGGCGCGGAUCUGGCAUGAGCGCCUCAUGUUGGUCUUCCAGGCCACUCCCCCCUUCGGCACGAGCAUCUUGACGCCGGACGGCCACGGGUACAUCGAGAUCAUCGUCAGCGGCGGCGCGGACGUUGCGGAAUUCUGCGUCCUGGCAGCAGCUGGAGACGCCUCAGCCUCGACAGGCGCCGACCAGGUGUACCGCUUUCGCGCCUUGCCCUUGCCUGUAGCCGUGGCCGCCACCGCCAACUCCACCAGGGCGUCGCUUGGCCUGGUGCCGGGGCCCCUGGUGGCCCUGAACACCGCGGACCGCGCCAUCGUCGCCGUCGCCACUGCGGCGGCUGCCCCUGGAGCCGGCGGCGCCGCCGGCGGUCCCGCGGCUGGGGGCCUGGCAGGGCUCGCGUCGGCGCUUGGAGGGGGGGCCCCCGCGGCCGGAGGGGCACCCGCGGCUGGAGGUGCCGCCAGCGCCCUGGUGCCUGCCGUCGCUCCCGCGGCGGCCGCGUCGGGAGGUGCCCUCGUGCCGGCGGCUGCUGCGCCGGCAGCUGGCGCUCUUCCGGCAGCGGCCCCUGGUGCUGACGCUGCCCCGGCCGCCGCCGCGAUGGCCGCCGCGGCCGGAGCGCGCGGCGCUCCUGGCCCGGGUGCAGGCGGCCUCGCGAACGCGUUGGCGGCGGUGGCGGCGGCCCCCAGCGGCGACGCGAGGAUGCAGGCCAUCGUCCUCGACUUGCAGGGCGUCCGCUAUGUCGACUGCAGGGCCGCCGCCGCGAUGCGCAUGCACGAGCUGCCGUGGGGCGACUGGCCUCUCAAAGGCCCCCUGACCUUGCUCAGGGAGGAGCUCUAUCGCGACAGGUUCGAGCCGUCCUCCGAGUGCGGCCGCGACGCGGCCCUGCUGUCAGGCGUCCAGGACGCUGGCGGCAGCAUCUGCAUGGCCCCGGCGCUGCGCGACUGGCUGGCGGCCGAGAAGACUCGCGAGGCGGCCGUCGCCAAGGAGAGGGCCGCGGGCGUCGAGGCCAUGGGGGCGGCGGAACCCCCAGCGCCGAUGGCUGAGAAGAGCCGGGGGGGCAAAUGGGCCAUUGCGGCUUCGACCGCAGGCCCCUGGCCGCCAGGGACUGGUCGCCAGCGCGACGUCUUCCCGCUGCUGGUCUCGCCGGCUGCUGCUCCGCGUGGGAUGGAGGCUGCCGGCCGCCGCUCAGUCCGGCGCUGCGGUCUUCGCGCCCAUCGUGAGGAUCGCAUUCGGGCCGCCACCAAUGCGUUGCAUUCACUCUAUGGCUUUGAGUCCUCGCCAGCGGCUCCGGCGCACGAGGGGCAGUGCCAAGCCAUUAUGCACAUAGAGCGCAGCAUCAAGGAUUGGGGGGCGCCGCCGCCCGAGUUCACUGACGCCCGUGCUGCCCCAGACGGAGCCCUCCAGGAGCCCCUCUCAAGCGCCGACCUAUGCGGUUCCGGCGCCGCCUCGUCAUCGCCUUACAUCCGCGACCGAGUCGCUUGGCCCUCCGGGGGCGCUGCGCCUGUCGACGUGCUCGACCUCGCGCAACCUCGCGAUUGGGCGUGGCCGGAGGGAUGGCGGAGCCAUGUGCUUCGAGAUCGGCGUGCCGCCGAGGCCCUGGCGCAGUCGGCCUGCCCGCGCGGGCCCUACUGCGACCCGAGACUGUUUCGUGACGCGAGCGCCUACGGCCAGUUUUUGAUGCAGAUGCACCAGAGGCAGAGAAUCACCUGCACUGCGGACAUCG
Molecule: messenger RNA, 2059 nt
Organism: Prorocentrum cordatum
Lineage: Eukaryota; Dinophyceae; Prorocentrales; Prorocentraceae
Source: the annotation of a GenBank genome assembly